Molecule: messenger RNA, 1881 nt
Organism: Phlebotomus papatasi
Lineage: Eukaryota; Metazoa; Arthropoda; Insecta; Diptera; Psychodidae
Exons: 7
Coding region: 510-1814 (434 amino acids)
Source: RefSeq, a predicted model, not a curated record
CAAAUGGUGGGGAUGCAAAAUUGAUAAGGUGGGGCAAUCGAAAGGGGAAUCUUUUUACAGUCUUUAUAUAAAAGUGUGUACCACUUCAUUUCUCUCUUAGUACCACGAGUGGAAUAAAUUUAAAAACGUCGGAGAAGACGAAGAGUGAACGUUAAAAGGUGCAAAUUGUGAUAUUGGAUGUUUGCAGGCCAUCAACUUGGAUUUUAGUUACUUGGAGAGAGUUUUGGGAGAAAGACACGAAAUUGCACAAAAGAUUUUUUGGCACAUUAUUGGAGUAAAAGUGAUUCAAUGUUGUAAAUGCAGUCAGAAAGAGUUAAUCGUACCGCAUAAAAUCAGUUUACGUUUUAAGUGAAAGACUAAGUGAUUACUAAAUGUACAUAGUUUGAAAGUUUGAGAAGGGUUUCAAAUUAGGGAUAAACUAGUGCAAAUCGAAUUUGUAACGUUGCCUCAGCAUCACCAAAGGACUAUCAAUUAAUUUUCCUGUUCUUUUGAUCAUCGGCUCAUUAAUCAUGAAGUUAUUCUAUUUCUGCGGUUUAUUGAUGUUACCUGGUCUCUUGGCUAGUCCUGUGGUUGACUCAUCACUGGAUCCCGUAGUUCUUUCAGACAAAUUAGGUGAUGUUACGAGAGCCAAGAGGUCAGGUUUUGACUUAUUUGGUGGUAUCAAAAAGAGUAUCCUGAGUGGGAUUGGGCAAGCAUCAGCAUCCCUGGCUGCUAGUAGUAGUUCAGGAAGUAGCUCAAAGAGUCAUCAUCCAGCACCUCAUGAAGAGAUUAAGAUUGAUGGUUGGCAUCUAAAGAAGUCCAUCCUUAAUACACUAUUCCAAGCUGUUAAAGCUAUCACUGGAGGUGUUACAGCAAUUAAGGGUCAACUGAUCAAAGGAAGUGGCUAUCUGAUAAGUGGUUCAGGAAAGUUGAUUGCCGCCAGUGGUGAUAAAGUUACAAAUGUGGGAAAGACCAUCAUCACAAAGGCCGUCCUUGUACCACCUCAGCCUCAUCCUUUUGCCAAAUUGAGCGGCGGAUCAUCGAGUUCGCAACACUCAAGUCCAACUGGCCAUAGUGAAAGUUUCACCAGCUACGAUAGUCCAAUCCCUGGUCCAAUCACUGUGGAACACACCAGCUAUGACACUCAUGGUGAUUCACAUGCCUACCUGCCCCCAUCCCCAUCUUUGUCCCCGGGUUACGUAAGCACGAAAUAUGGAGCACCGACUGCCGGCCAUGACUAUCAUUCGCACUACUAUCCACCGCUGACGACAGGACAUUCAGCGAAUUAUAUACAAUCCAAAUCAAUUCAGAGUGCAGCUGAGGUAUUGCGAAAAGUACUUAAUGAGAAAGUCCCAUCAAGUACUGACCAUCCUGUACAAGACAAUUACAAAUUGACACAGCACGCAAUACCCUCAGAUCCUCAGUCCUAUGUUCCACAAUUUAAACCCUUAGGGCCAAGUCAGGGCUAUGGGAAACCAGUUGGUGUUAUCCAGACCCACACAAUCACUACAGCAUACGGAAAUCCAGCUGCACUUCAGAGUGUCCAGCACAAUUGGCUGGCUAAACCUUCCAAGGACUCAUAUUCGACUUACGAAGCCAUGGUCAAUAAGAACCAACAACAUCACAGACGAUCUGUACCCCACAAGAAGGGUUCAGUCACAGUGGUAGGCUCAAAAACUGACGCAACUGACAAUAGGAUCCAUGAGCAGCAUCUGAACCACAUAAAGCAUAUGCUAGGAGCUAGGGACUUUGAUAUCCAGAGAUCAGUCAGUUACGAACUAACAGAUGGACAGCUUAGACCAAAAAGACGAACAAUACUGACGAAAAGGACGUAAUGUUAAUCUAGUACAUUGACUGAUACAUUUUUCUGCCGUUUAAAAGACUUCCAUUGGGGUCUAAGAG